Messenger RNA from Aspergillus heteromorphus CBS 117.55, 1459 nucleotides. RefSeq names its product putative cell division control protein Cdc31 (gene cdc31). The transcript has 2 exons. Gene Ontology annotation, molecular function: calcium ion binding; microtubule binding. The coding region runs from base 291 to 1109 and encodes 272 amino acids. Gene Ontology annotation, biological process: spindle pole body duplication. The record is from RefSeq and is a predicted model, not a curated record. Gene Ontology annotation, cellular component: half bridge of spindle pole body; mitotic spindle pole body. NCBI's taxonomy places the organism in Eukaryota, Fungi, Ascomycota, Eurotiomycetes, Eurotiales, Aspergillaceae.
CGCCAAUCAGGAGGUUCUGCCGCCCUCGCGUCCCCAUCGCGUCUCCACUCGACGUCUCAGGCACAUUUCACUGUUUGUUCCCUCCGACACCACAUCAUCACCUCCUCCUCCUCCAUCAUCCAUCCUCCAUCCAUCUCCAACCCUCCUGUCCAGACUACACCUCCCCACCUCUACGCCCCAGUCCAGUCCAACCCAAGCCAACCCAACCACCCCACACCCACUGCCUGUUGGCAACCCACUCAAUCCCUCCCGACCCGGUCGGCGAGCCGGUACAACACAACACAACAAAGAUGGCCUCCUCGCAAGCCUUCGGCACGCGCUCCUAUGCCGCGGGCAAACUACCCGACCGCUCACUCAACGCGAACCCCAACACGCUCCCCUUCAGCGCCUCCUCGUUCUCGCGCCAUCGCAGCAUCGGCCCGGGGGCCAGCGACUUCCCCGACGCGAAAGCCGGACAACAGGCGCCUCCGCCGCCCGUUCACACGCAGGCUGGGCCUGGCGGUGGUGGUGGUGCUAGUGGGCCCGGGGGAGCGUCGCAGGAUACGAAUCCGUUGGGGAGGUUGACGGAGGAGCAGAGGGAGGAGAUUAAUGAGGCUUUCACCCUCUUCGACCUAGACCGCGACCGCCACCUCGACUACCACGAACUCCGAGUGGCCUUCCGCGCAUUAGGCUUCACACUGCCCAAACCGGAACUGAUCUCACUCCUAACGACGUACGGCGUCCCGCGACCCCAAGUCCAACAGCAGCAACAACAGCAACAACAACAAUCCUCCGCCCACCCGCACCAACAGCCCCCGACCCAGAAAAGCCCCGCCACAUCCAACCCCCAACACCCCAGCAACCUGCUCAUGCCGCUGAGCGCAUUCCAAGCCGUCACCGCGCUGAAGAUCCUGGAACGCGACCCCAGAGACGAGAUCCUGCGCGCCUUCGAGCUCUUCGAUGAGGGCGGGAAGGGAUACAUUGAUCUGGAGGAUCUGAGGCGCGUCGCGAGGGAGUUGGGCGAGACGGGCCUCGAGGAGGAGGAGCUCAGGGCCAUGAUUGAGGAAUUUGAUCUGGAGGGCGUGGGCGGUGUUACCCGCGAGGCGUUUGUGGGGAUUUGUUGGCAGUGAAUUGUUUUUCUUUCUGUUGGGUUGCUUGGGGGUCUUUUUUUUUUCUGUCUUGUCUUGUCUUUUCGGGGGGUAGGUUGGAGAUAUAUAAGUGGAUGGGAUGGAAUUGAAUUGAGGGGUUGGUUAAAAUGAACUCCGAUCAUCAGUUCUGAAGAUACAUACAUACCACCCUGAUAAAUGGUGGGAGGAUGGGGAUGGUGAUGGGGAUGGUUGAAAUGCAGCCUGGGACCUGUAUCACCUAUCGGCUCCUGUUAGUUACUAUAUUUCUUCCUGGUUCUGUCUGCUCUGCUGUUAAUUACUUACAGUUACUUUACUUAUUUCCUCUCUCGUCAGGCAUUUUAGGCAUGGGUCGG